AUGCCGAAGGGGAGGCCCAAAGUGUCACACUUGGAUGCCCCCCUGGGCCUGCCCUCCUGCCUCUGGCUGAAAUUAGUUGGGCUCUUUUUACUGGUUCCUUGGGUCAUGGGCCUGACCGGGACAGGAGGGCCUGAGGCCCAGGGUCCAGGGGGGCUCAGUUGGGCUGUGCAUCUGAAUAGCCUGGAAGGGGAAGGGGAAGAGGAGACUCUGGACCAGCAGGCAGAUGCCUUGGCCCAGUCCGUGGGGCUGCUGAAUGCUGGACGCAUUGGGGAGCUCCAGGGGCACUACCUCUUUGUCCAGCCGGCUGGGCACAGGCAGGAACAACAGGUGGAGGCCAUCCGGCAGCGGGCAGAGGCUGUGCUGGGCAGUCAUGAAGCAGUGCUCUGGCACUCAGAGCAGAGGCUGUUAAAGCGAGCCAAACGCAGCGUCCACUUCAAUGACCCCAAGUACCCUCAGCAGUGGCAUCUGAAUAACCGGCGGAGCCCCGGCAGAGACAUCAAUGUCACGGGUGUAUGGGAACGCAAUGUAACUGGGCGAGGGGUGACUGUGGUGGUAGUGGAUGACGGAGUUGAACACACCAUCCAAGACAUUGCACCCAACUAUAGCCCUGAGGGCAGCUAUGACCUCAACUCUAAUGACCCAGACCCCAUGCCUCACCCAGAUGUGGAGAAUGGCAAUCAUCAUGGCACCCGAUGUGCGGGAGAGAUAGCUGCCGUGCCCAACAACAGCUUCUGUGCAGUAGGAGUGGCAUAUGGCAGCCGCAUAGCAGGUAUCCGGGUGCUGGAUGGACCCCUCACAGACAGCAUGGAGGCUGUGGCAUUCAACAAGCACUAUCAGAUCAAUGACAUCUACAGCUGCAGCUGGGGACCGGAUGAUGAUGGAAAGACAGUGGAUGGACCCCAUCAGCUUGGAAAGGCUGCCUUGCAACAUGGAGUGAUUGCUGGGCGCCAGGGAUUUGGGAGCAUCUUUGUGGUAGCCAGUGGCAACGGGGGCCAGCAGAACGACAACUGCAACUAUGAUGGCUAUGCAAACUCCAUCUACACAGUCACCAUAGGUGCUGUGGAUGAGGAGGGACGGAUGCCUUUCUACGCGGAGGAGUGUGCCUCCAUGCUAGCAGUCACCUUCAGUGGUGGUGACAAGAUGCUCCGGAGCAUUGUGACCACUGACUGGGAUCUUCAGAAGGGCACAGGCUGCACUGAGGGCCACACAGGGACCUCAGCUGCAGCACCUCUGGCAGCUGGCAUGAUAGCCCUGAUGCUGCAGGUGCGACCCUGCCUUACAUGGCGUGAUGUCCAGCACAUCAUUGUCUUCACAGCCACCCAGUAUGAAGAUCGCCAUGCAGAUUGGGUCACCAAUGAGGCAGGCUUCAGCCAUAGUCAUCAGCAUGGUUUUGGCCUGCUCAAUGCUUGGAGACUCGUCAAUGCAGCCAAGAUCUGGACAUCUGUCCCUUAUUUAGCUUCAUAUGUCAGUCCUGUGUUAAAGGAGAAUAAGGCUAUUCCACUGUCCCCCCGUACCCUGGAGGUCCUGUGGAAUGUCAGCAGGACGGACCUGGAGAUGUCAGGGCUGAAGACCCUGGAGCAUGUGGCAGUGACAGUCUCCAUCACUCAUCCACGACGUGGCAGCUUGGAACUGAAACUAUUUUGCCCCAGUGGCAUGAUGUCCCUUAUUGGUGCUCCCCGCAGCAUGGACUCGGAUCCCAAUGGCUUCAAUGAUUGGACUUUCUCCACUGUGCGAUGCUGGGGGGAAAGGGCAAAAGGGACUUACAGACUCGUUAUCAGGGAUGUAGGAGAUGAGCCACUCCAGGUCGGCAUCCUUUGGCAGUGGCAGCUGACCCUAUUUGGCUCUGUGUGGAGUGCGGUAGACAUCAGGGACAGACAGAGGCUGUUAGAAAGUGCCAUGAGUGGAAAAUACCUACAUGAUGGCUUCUCUCUGCCCUGCCCACCUGGGCUGAAAAUUCCUGAGGAGGAUGGUUACACUAUCACCCCUAACACCCUCAAGACCCUGGUGCUGGUAGGCUGUUUUACCAUCUUUUGGACUAUUUACUACAUGCUGGAAGUGUACUUGAGCCAGAGGAAUGUGAACUCUGACCCGGUUUGUAGGAGCAGACCCUGCCACUGGCCCCAAUGGCACCGAAAAGCCAGGGAAGAGGGGACAGAGCUUGAAUCAUUGCCACUUUGUACCAGCAAGGAGCCCGAUGAAGUGGAGUCAGAGGGUGGGGGCCUUCCCAGCACCUCUGGUCCCCUUGCUCCAGACCUACUGGAUCAAGCGAACUGGAGCCUAUCCCACAACAUCAAGAGUGCCCUGGAUUCCUCUCAUCAGCACCUAUCCCCAGACCUGUUACAGAAGGAGCAGCAGAUUUGCUGA
Messenger RNA from Orycteropus afer afer, 2364 nucleotides. RefSeq names its product proprotein convertase subtilisin/kexin type 7 (gene PCSK7). The coding region runs from base 1 to 2364 and encodes 787 amino acids. The record is from RefSeq and is a predicted model, not a curated record. NCBI's taxonomy places the organism in Eukaryota, Metazoa, Chordata, Mammalia, Tubulidentata, Orycteropodidae. Gene Ontology annotation, cellular component: Golgi membrane; trans-Golgi network. Gene Ontology annotation, molecular function: serine-type endopeptidase activity. The transcript is spliced from 15 exons. Gene Ontology annotation, biological process: protein processing.